Pediculus humanus corporis (human body louse) is the source of this 1962-nucleotide messenger RNA. Its product is annotated as Calpain-5, putative. Gene Ontology annotation, cellular component: cytoplasm. The record is from RefSeq and is a predicted model, not a curated record. Lineage: Eukaryota; Metazoa; Arthropoda; Insecta; Psocodea; Pediculidae. The transcript has 11 exons. The coding region runs from base 1 to 1962 and encodes 653 amino acids. Gene Ontology annotation, biological process: proteolysis. Gene Ontology annotation, molecular function: calcium-dependent cysteine-type endopeptidase activity.
AUGAUGAAAUCGAAAUAUGGAAAAGUUGAACAUUACAGAGAUCAAAAAUAUGAAAAAAUCAAAAAACAACUCGGGGAGCAAGGUUGCAUAUUCACGGAUUUAACGUUUCCAGCAUGUUCCGGAACUCUGGGAACAAACACGUCGGAUUUUUCUCCAGCGAUCGAAUGGAAAAGACCGAGGGAUUUAAGCGAUCGACCGAGAUUGUUUGCAUUAAAUUCAUACGAAACAAAAAUCCAAGCUGGAGAACUUAGCAGUAACUGGAUCGUUUCCGCUUUUAAAAUACUCUCUGGAGUCAGAGAACUCUGUUAUAAGAUAGUCGUUAAUUAUCCAGAUCAAGAAUGGGAUGCGGAAUCGGAAGAUAAAUACGCUGGAAUUUUUCAUUUUCGAUUUUGGAGAUUUGGAAAAUGGGUCGAAGUCGUUGUGGAUGAUUUACUACCGACAAUCGAUGGAAAAUUAGCUUGCACUCAUUCCUCGUUAAAAGAUGAAUAUUGGGUGUCGCUCGUUGAAAAAGCUUAUGCAAAGCUUCACGGAUCUUACGAAGACCUCGAAGACGGUCACUUAUCCGACGUUUUGGUUGACAUGACAGGUGGAGUUUCCGAAAUAAUAGAUUUAAAAUCUGGAGAAUGCGAAAGCGACGAAGAUAGAAGAUCGGAUUUUUUACGUUUGCUCACGACGGAAAUGGCCAAUCAUUCCAUAAUAUCCGCAUCGGUGUCGGCCUCUUCUCCGGAAGAAUUAGGGCAACGUACCGAAGUUGGCCUCGUACGUGGUCAAGCCUAUCACGUGACGGCCGUUAAAAAAAUACAUUUGGGAGAUUUAAAAAUUCGUAAUUUGUUUAAAGAAAAAAUAUCUGUGAUAAGAUUAAGAGAUACUGGAAUAAUGAAAUCUGGAGAAAAUAAAGACGACAAUCCAAAUUGGGCAAAAAUGAAAGAAUCCUACAGGGAAAAAUUGGGUCUUUACACGGAUUACGGUGGCGAAUUCUGGAUGCCUUUCGAAGAUUUCAUAUCGAAUUUAGAAGAAAUAUCGAUUAUUAGAUUAUUCAAUAAUAAUUUAUUUGCGAGAGGACGUGAGUGGCGAGAAUCCUGGGUCAAAGGUUCCUGGACGAUAGGUCACAAGGGAAGUUUAUCCGAUCGAUCCGGAGGUGGAAACGUGGAUUCCGAAACUUUUCUAAGGAAUCCGCAAUAUUUGUUCGAAAUCGAGAGCGAAGAGGAUGAAGUGACGGUUCAGGUUUUACAAUGGGACGGAGUCGAACCCUCGACUCCGAUAAACGAAACGGAAGUCGUGAGACCGCGUCACAGGACUCUACUCAUCGGUUUCUCUAUAUUGAGAGUCGAAACGAACCGGAAGUACAGACUUCAUAAAAUAUUACCAUUUUGUCAACCACUCGUGUCUAUGGAUCACCAAAGAAAAAGAGAAUUAUAUUACAGGGGAUUUUUUCCAGCUGGAAAAUAUUUAUUAGUUCCUACAACAUACAAACCUGGAGCCGAGGGAAAUUUUUUAAUACGAAUGUUUUCUCAGGGAAAUUUAAAACUCCGGGAAGUUAAUCGCGAUACGCCAAAGACGAGACAAAAUUUUUUCUGCAUAUCUAGUCCGGUACUAUGGAUAACUGUGAUAACAUUAAAAGGAGCCGCGGGUUUGGGAUCAUCCGGUAAAAACGUUUUUUGCACUAUAAAAUGCGAAAGGGAUAAAGUCAAAAGUCAAAUGUCGAAAAGUCACAAAGAAAUCGAAUGGAACGACAUUUUUAUUUUUUACAGGAAGAAUCCGAAUCGUCCGAUAAUAAUUAAGGUGUACAGUCACAGAAUGUUAGGAAGGAAUAAAUUUUUAGGAUGGACCGAACUUCCAGCAUCUGUGAAUCAUUUGACGUCACCGCUGGAAGCGACGCUCCUGAGAAAAGACAAUAAUCCAAUUGAAAACGCAAUUAUCAAAUUAGACGUUCUUACGGAAGACAAUCUUAUGGCGGUUUAA